Messenger RNA from Gadus morhua (Atlantic cod), 1612 nucleotides. RefSeq names its product contactin-3-like. The transcript has 9 exons. Gene Ontology annotation, cellular component: plasma membrane; axon. The record is from RefSeq and is a predicted model, not a curated record. NCBI's taxonomy places the organism in Eukaryota, Metazoa, Chordata, Actinopteri, Gadiformes, Gadidae. Gene Ontology annotation, biological process: brain development; axon guidance; cell-cell adhesion. Bases 560 to 1612 code for a protein of 350 amino acids. Gene Ontology annotation, molecular function: cell-cell adhesion mediator activity.
GCCUCCUCCUCCUUCAUCGCCUCGCUAGGGCACUUCGCAGGAGACUGGACUUGCUGCGCACAAAAAAAAAACAUUUCCUGCAGAUUUUCAAGAUUUCCCUUCAAAACCGUAUUUUGGAAAAUGAGGCCAUCGAGCUGAUGAAACACAGCAGCGUGUCCGCGGCGCACGUUCUCGGGAGAUAUCGCUUCAUGAGAUCCACCAACAUGCUGCGUGGGUGUAUUUUUUAUUAGUGUUCUUCGGAAGGGAGAAAAGAAGGGAAUGAAACGUGUUUACGCACCCUCCGUCACCCACUGCCAACACCACCACCUCCACCAUCUCUGACCACCGGUGAUUCUUCUUCUUUUUUUUUUACUUGUAUGCACAUCUCUUCGAGACAAGGUGUUCAUGGAGGAGCGACCCUUCGCCCUUUCUACCCGGACAGGUUCGGGUGAUCGCUGGUCUCGAGACACGUCGAGAUAAGGGGGCGCGAGGAGGUCAAGCUCCCCUUCUUUCGGAGGAUAAAGAGUGUCAUUCCCAAAGCUUAUUGGAUGAAAUUCCCCUUCGCCCUUGGCUGCCAAAGAUGACGUUGCCAUGGAAACAGCUUCUACUGUUAUCAAUCAUUGACAAUCUGGCAGUUUGUCUCGACAGCGGGUCGUUCCACGGCCCAAAAUGGAUGAUGGAGCCUGGCGACCUUUUCAUCCCUCUGGAAUCCAUAGAGGAGGAGGCGACUCUGACCUGUGAUGCCAAGGGAAUCCCCCCACCUCAGUACAGAUGGUCGUUGAACGGGACCCUCAUCAAUCUGAGUCUUGAUCGCCGGCGGCGUCUGUUCGAGGGGAACCUGAUCAUCAGCAGCCUGGACCGCUACCAGGACGGGGGGCAGUACCAGUGCACGGCCUUCAACCCGCUAGGCGCCGUGCUCAGCCGCAGGGCCAGCCUGCAGUUCGCCUUCCUGGAUCAUUUCAAAGUGCACACCAGGAGCGGCGUGUCUGUCCGGGAGGGCCAGGGGGUGGUGCUUCUCUGCGGGACCCCGACGUCGUCUGGAGACCUGACGUACGCCUGGGUCUUCAACGAGUACCCCUACUUCGUGCAGCAGGACCACCGGCGCUUCGUGUCCCAGAAGACGGGGAACCUGUACAUCGCCAAGGUGGACCCGUCGGACGUGGGGAACUACACCUGCGUGGUGAUGAACAGCGUCACCAAGGGCAAAGUGCAGAGCUCGCCCACCUCUCUGAUCCUCCGGUCGGGCGACGUGAUGGGCGAGUACGAGCCCAAAAUAGAAGUUCAUUUCCCCGACAACGUGCCCGCCGCCAAAGGAUCAACAGUCUCUCUCGAGUGUUUUGCCCUUGGGAACCCUGUCCCAGAGCUGACCUGGAAGCGUGCCAACGGGGUGCCCUUCCCCAGCAAGGUGAAGAUGAAGUACUCCAACGCCGUGCUGGAGAUCCCCAGCUUCCAGCAGGACGACAUGGGCGGCUACGAGUGCGUGGCGGAGAACCGGAUGGGCCGGAACACGGCCGCCGGACGCCUGGCCUUCUACGGUAUGAGCGCGCGUGGCUCCGGAUCGUGGAGCUCAGACCUCUCCCCGCUGGCUCUGGUCCUGGGUGUCAGCGCCUCCACCCUGGGCUCCGCCUCAUGA